UGGUAAUUAGACCAACAACUCGAACCCGGAGGAGUAGUCUGCACUGCUUCCAUUCCUAUGGAUUAGAUAGCAAUCUUAGCACAUUGUUUCGAAUCGAGCGAAGCAACGAUAAAUCAAUUAAUUUAUAGUAGUAAUACAUUUUCUCAGUCAUCUAGCCCAGUUGUUGCAGCUGUUCAGGAUGGAAACGGUGGCGGCAUUUCGGGCUUCUGUUUGCAGUAUCUCCCUCAAUUGGGCUUCCCGGUCCGGCCCGACAACACCCGAUGUCAGGGUCGGGCUGAGGCCUGUGCUCUCCAAGGCUUGGAUUCAGCAAACACCACUUGUUUCAAGAUUCAAGACGGGAAACAAAAAAGCGAGCUAUUUGAGCAGGAGGAGCACUGCAACCAGAGCUUCUAUGCAACCUUCCGACUCUGGUAGUUCGGAAGCUCCUAUUGCUCCUCUACAGAUGGAGUCUCCCAUAGGGCAGUUUCUCUCUCAGAUAUUAGCAAGUCACCCGCAUCUUGUUCCUGCUGCUGUAGAACAGCAACUUGAACAACUGCAAACCGACCGUGAGGCAGAGAGAGAGAAGGAAGAGCCAUCUGCAUCUGGAACUGAUCUUGUUUUAUACAGGAGAAUUGCGGAGGUUAAAGCUAAUGAAAGAAAGAAGGCCCUGGAAGAGAUCUUGUACGCAUUGGUGGUACAGAAAUUCAUGGAUGCCAGCGUAUCCCUGAUUCCUACAAUCACUCCAUCAACGCCUGGUGGUCCUGCUCAUGUUGAUAAGUGGCCCGGCCAAGAUGAUAAAUUGGAGCACGUGCACUCUCCUGAAGCGUACGAGAUGAUUCAGAACCACUUGUCUCUCAUUCUUGGGAACCGGCUUGGCGACUCUACUUCUGUAGCUCAAAUAAGCAGAAUAAGGGUUGGGCAGGUUUAUGCCGCUUCUGUUAUGUAUGGAUAUUUCCUUAAACGUAUAGACCAAAGGUUUCAGUUGGAGAAGAGUAUGAAAGUCCUUCCCCAGAGUAUUGAUAAUGUUGAUGAACAAGUUGCAUUGGAGGGAACAAGACCAAGUGAUAGCGACAUUAAUAAGUCUCACAGGAAAGCUCAACCUCACCCAGAAAUGUCAUCAUUUUCUGGAGGCGCUGGUGUUGGUAUUGGUAUUGAUGGGUUAAAGCCAUCCAGAUUGCGAACUUAUGUCAUGUCAUUUGAUGGAGAGUCGCUUCAAAAAUAUGCAACCAUCAGAUCUAAGGAGGCUAUUAGCAUCAUUGAGAAACAUACAGAAUCAUUAUUUGGUAGGCCUGAGAUCGCAAUCACACCUGAAGGAACCAUUGAUCCCCAGAAGGAUGAAGCCAUCAAAAUUAGCUUUGGUGGCCUGAGGAGACUUGUUUUGGAAGCUGUGACUUUUGGUUCUUUCCUUUGGGAUGUUGAGAGCUAUGUGGAUUCAAGGUACCAUUUUGUUGCAAACUAAGCCUUGUGAUGGUGAUGCGGCUGAUGGUAUCGGAAAUGGUUUUACUUUGAGUGGGGAUGCUGCUGUCUUGUUCUACUUGACUUGUACAUAGUAACCUUGCUUCAAAUUGAUUGAAUGUUUGUGGAUUCAAAAUCCUAUUCUCAGCUAGUUCUUUCACAUCUUCUGUCACAUGCAGAAAUGGAGAUUGUAAUAAGUAGUAUGGUUGCUAUGUUUCUUGAUUGCUUUGUAUUUAUCAAACUUAUGAUUGUGGCA
This is a messenger RNA of Salvia splendens (bonfire salvia), 1690 nucleotides long. Its product is annotated as UV-B-induced protein At3g17800, chloroplastic. Lineage: Eukaryota; Viridiplantae; Streptophyta; Magnoliopsida; Lamiales; Lamiaceae. The transcript is spliced from 4 exons. The record is from RefSeq and is a predicted model, not a curated record. The coding region runs from base 179 to 1438 and encodes 419 amino acids.